Fopius arisanus is the source of this 1591-nucleotide messenger RNA. RefSeq names its product beta-parvin (gene parvin). The record is from RefSeq and is a predicted model, not a curated record. Gene Ontology annotation, cellular component: focal adhesion; actin cytoskeleton; cytoplasm. Gene Ontology annotation, biological process: substrate adhesion-dependent cell spreading; cell projection assembly; establishment or maintenance of cell polarity. Bases 44 to 1381 code for a protein of 445 amino acids. The transcript has 4 exons. NCBI's taxonomy places the organism in Eukaryota, Metazoa, Arthropoda, Insecta, Hymenoptera, Braconidae. Gene Ontology annotation, molecular function: actin binding.
UUCUCAGUAGUGAAAAUUCAUCAAUAGCAGACACAAGUUGAACAUGAAUAAUCCCCAAGUGUCUCCUCAACAAAUUGAGAAAGCGACGGUGGAGAUGCCAGGCAAGAUAAUUGUCCAAUAUCCACAAGUUAUGGAGACAAUUUAUUUAUCAGAAGACGGAGAAGAUGUCUCGGUGUACCCUAAAAUCGUCGGGGCGAUUCCCAAGAGAGUCCCAGAACCAGAAGAUGAUUAUGCAUUGAUAGAUAACGAGGAGGACAGUGAAAAUGAUUACGAAGAAGUAGCUAUGGCGUCUCCCAGACCGAAAUCACCUCGUACUCCACUAUCUGUUAAAAAAGAGGACAAAGAGGAGAGUUUCUGGGACAAGAUUGGAACUCUAGGACGCAAAAAGAGGAUAAAGGAAGUGCAAGAGGUUCAAGAGGAGGGAAAAUAUGCCAUCGAUUCACCUGGAUUAGCUGCCAAUCCGGACAGUCUUCCGGAGGAUUACGCCCUCGAUGAGAAUGAGGAACGAUCGAUGAUCGAGCCGAGGUCCCUCGAAGAUCCUAAAGUGCAGGAGCUUAUUUUCGUGCUCAUUGAGUGGAUAAACGAUGAACUUGCUAAUCACAGGAUCAUCGUUAAGGAUAUUGUGGAGGACUUGUAUGAUGGACAAGUGCUCCAGAAACUUAUAGAAAAAUUGACAGGAGACAAAUUAGACGUGCCCGAGGUGACCCAAUCAGAAGAAGGACAAAAGCAGAAACUGGAGGUCGUUCUCUCCGCAGCAAAUCGCAUCCUGGGGCGCUAUCCCCCCUACAAAUGGAGCGUAGAAUCCAUACAUUCCAAAGAUAUUGUACCAAUUCUCCACCUCCUGGUGGGCCUUGCUCGUCAGUACCGUGCACCAGUGCGUCUCCCAGAACGUGUGGCAGUGCAGGUAGUUGUCGUACGGAAAAAAGACGGCCAACUUAUUCACCGCACCGUGCGAGAGGAAAUAACAUCAACAUACGACGAUCUUGGAAUGCGCUGUGAACGGGACGCAUUCGACACGCUAUUUGACUCAGAGCACGACAAAUUGGCUAUUGUAAAGAAAUCACUUGUGACAUUUGUGAAUAAACAUCUGAGUAAAGUCCACCUGGAAGUAACGGACCUAGACACACAGUUCCAUGACGGUGUCUUUCUUACUUUACUCCUUGGUUUGCUCGAGGGUUUCUUCGUGCCACUCGGUAGCUUCCAUCUGACCCCAAAGACUCUUGAUCAGAAAGUCCACAAUGUGUCAUUUGCUUUCGAUCUAAUGCAGGACGUAGGCCUGCCAAAACCAAAGGCAAGACCCGAGGACAUCGUCAAUCUAGACCUGAAAUCAACUCUCCGAGUUCUUUACAAUCUUUUCACCAAAUAUAAAGAAGUCAAUUGAAAUGUUUAAUUUGUCGAAAUAUGUGCCUUCGAAUUCGUGAAAAUGUUUUCUUAACCAGUAGAGACUGCCAACUUUACACAAAUCUAUUUAAUAUUUUUUUAAUAUCGAUUUAUUAAUUGUAUUUAGGAGACUAAUGAAUUUGUCAUGACGUACGGAUUGUACAGAUGUAUUUUAACAGAAGAGAAUAAAUGUAUUUAAUUAUUACACGCA